AUGGCUUCUUUCUUCUUAAUAGUUUCACUUCUCUUUGCACUAUUCUUCUCUCCUCUUGUUGAGUCACAAAAUCCAAUCGAUUCUUGCUGGCGUACAAACCCUAACUGGGAAUCAAACCGUCCUGCCCUAGCCGGUUGCGCGGUGGGAUUCGGAAAAUACGCGGCUGGGGGCAAAGACGGGUCGAUCUAUGUGGUCACAAGCUCAGAAGACGACCCUGAAAACCCUAGCCCUGGAACCCUACGACAUGCCGUGAUCCAGACCGAGCCGCUAUGGAUCACAUUCGAACAUGACAUGGGCAUAGUGUUGAAAAACGAGCUCAUCAUGAACAGCAACAAGACCAUUGACGGAAGAGGAGCAAAAGUGGAAAUCGCGAACGGACCAUGCAUCACGAUCCAACACGUGAGCCAUGUCAUUAUACAUGGUAUAAGUAUCCACCACUGCAAACCGGGUAAAUCGGGUUUGGUACGGAGCACUCCGACUCAUAUUGGUAGACGGCAAGGAUCGGACGGUGAUGCAAUCUCCGUGUUUAAUUCGUCAAAUGUUUGGAUCGAUCAUUGUUACUUUUCCCAGUCUGAAGAUGGAUUGAUCGAUGUGGUACUUGGUUCUACUGCCGUCACUAUUUCUAAUAGUUACUUCACUCAGCAUGAUAAAGUGAUGUUGCUUGGGCAUAACGACAACAUUGUGGUAGAUGAGAAUAUGAAAGUUACAAUUGCAUUCAACCACUUUGGACCGGGUCUCAUCGAGAGAAUUCCUAGGGUUAGGAGAGGGUUUGCCCAUGUAGCAAACAAUAGAUACAAUAAAUGGCUAAAGUAUGCGCUUGGAGGAAGUGCCGAUCCAACCAUUUUUAGUGAAGGCAACUACUUUCUUGCUCCUGAUGACCCUAGCAAAAAACAGGUGACAAAGAGACUAGAGAGUGGAAAUGAUCGUAGCUGGAAAUGGAUUUCUUCAAAAGACGUUUUCUUGAACGGAGCUUACUUCGAGCCAUCUAGCAACGGAAAAGUCACGCAGGUGUACGAAGGAGAAGAGGAGUUUUCGGUGUACGACGGCUCUCUCGUCCCUAAUCUUACUUCUUCCGCAGGUCCUCUAAGUUGCUACUCCGGCAGGAUCUGCUGA
Molecule: messenger RNA, 1113 nt
Organism: Brassica oleracea var. oleracea
Lineage: Eukaryota; Viridiplantae; Streptophyta; Magnoliopsida; Brassicales; Brassicaceae
Product: putative pectate lyase 2
Exons: 4
Coding region: 1-1113 (370 amino acids)
Molecular function (GO): pectate lyase activity
Source: RefSeq, a predicted model, not a curated record